Oppia nitens is the source of this 1539-nucleotide messenger RNA. Its product is annotated as QRFP-like peptide receptor. The record is from RefSeq and is a predicted model, not a curated record. The transcript has 6 exons. Lineage: Eukaryota; Metazoa; Arthropoda; Arachnida; Sarcoptiformes; Oppiidae. Gene Ontology annotation, biological process: neuropeptide signaling pathway. Gene Ontology annotation, molecular function: neuropeptide Y receptor activity. Gene Ontology annotation, cellular component: membrane. The coding region runs from base 1 to 1539 and encodes 512 amino acids.
AUGUAUACUAACAACAGUACAGGUAUUAUCAACAAUACAAUUAUCAGUGGCCAACAAAUUGCUACCUUAAUAGUACCCUAUAGUCUCAUAUUUCUAUUGGCCAUUAUCGGCAAUUCACUGGUCAUUGUUACGUUGGCCGCCAAUCGCCGUAUGCGUUCCGUAACCAAUAUGUUUCUAUUGAAUCUGGCCGUCAGUGACCUACUAUUAGGCGUAUUUUGUAUGCCGUUUACAUUGGCCGGUGUACUACUCAAACAGUUUAUUUUCGGUCCAUUGAUGUGCUCAUUGAUAUCCUAUCUACAAGCCGUAUCAGUAUCGGUGUCCGCCUGGACACUGGUAGUGAUGUCCGUCGAGCGCUACUACGCUAUAUGUCAUCCGUUAAAAUCCCGUGAAUCCCGUCAGACAGUGAGUCACGCCUACAAAAUGAUUGCAUUGGUUUGGAUCAGUUCAUUGGUAACAAUGGCACCGAUAGGUAUUGUCAGCAAACUUCAUGUUAUGGAAAAUACUGGAAAUUUCAAGUGUCGUGAGUCGUGGCCAUCGGUACUAUGUUUUGAGGCGUUUACCAUAUUUUUGGAUAUUAUACUAUUGAUUGUGCCAUUGAUUAUCAUGUCGUUAACCUAUACGUCAAUUGCUAUUACAUUGAAAAACAAUUUAAAACAAUAUACCCGUGCAGUCAAUGAUGAUCAUAACCGUAACAAUAGGCAAACAUCAGCGGCACCGGUAUUCAAACAAAACAACAUCACCGGCAGCACUGGCACUGGUGGUACAACCAUCACGACUACCGUCAUCAAUGGUGUGACCAAUACUACUACCACUACUACUACUAUACCAUCAGCAGCAGCUGGUGGGGUACUGGCCGUCCAAUCAUCACAACAACAACAACAACGACAGUCAUUGACAGUCCAUACCAAUGAUAGGCCGCCACCACUGGAUAGUAGGUCAUCGGGUAGUCAUCAUCGAGUGGUUACCGCAUUGCGAUCGACGGCCAAUCCGUUAGCUACCGAAGCCCAACAAAGGCGUAUCGUUAAAAUGCUGUUUGUAGUGGUAUUGGAGUUUUUCCUAUGUUGGACACCCAUCUAUACGAUCAAUACGAUCAUUAUUUACGCACCGGCAGCUGUCUACCGGGGACUGGGCUAUCAGGGCAUAUCGUUUUUUCAUUUGCUAGCCUUUUUCAGCAGUUGCACAAAUCCGAUAACCUAUUGUUUUAUGAACAGUAAGUUUAGGCAAUCGUUUCUGCAAUUGUUUCGCUGGUGUCGUCGGCAUAAUAAUAAUAACGGCGGUCCGGCCAACAAUGGUAUGGGUAUGACUAGCAGUUGUAUUACUAAUGGUAGACAUCUAUCGUCUACCGGUGCUGUUGGUGGUAGUGGUAGUGGUGGUGGUGGGCCCGGUGUCGGUGAUUGUAUGACUGGUGGUACUGGUAGUAUAGGUAGUGGUAGUGAUUAUAGACGAUCUAAUAGUACAAACAGUAGGAUCAGUAGUAGAGGUGGUAGUAAUAGGUGUCGACAUCAGUCCAAUUCCAGUACUAAUAGUAGGUAUACAUAA